Molecule: messenger RNA, 1933 nt
Organism: Folsomia candida
Lineage: Eukaryota; Metazoa; Arthropoda; Collembola; Entomobryomorpha; Isotomidae
Gene: Brms1
Product: breast cancer metastasis-suppressor 1-like protein-A
Exons: 5
Coding region: 549-1523 (324 amino acids)
Biological process (GO): negative regulation of transcription by RNA polymerase II
Cellular component (GO): Sin3-type complex
Molecular function (GO): histone deacetylase binding
Source: RefSeq, a predicted model, not a curated record
GAGGGAAAGCUUCUUUUACUUACGCUAUUUCUAUCUGGCUACUUGCUACCCCACCGCAAUACGACAGCAGACGUUACAAGAGACCAUCUACUAUUUUUUCCUUUUGUCUUCGCCCCCCUCCCGACAAUUUGCUGACUAAGGAAUUUUGAUGAUGACUGUUGUUGACCAAUGAAUUGUGACUUUGUUUAUCGAUAUUUGUUGUGGUGAGUUGUGAAUGUGAUGAUUUAAUAAUGUUCGGCCUUGGCGAUUUACUUAUUGAUGGUCGGUUGGAUUUUUGAUAGGAGCCUGGACAUAAAAUUGUUCGCCGCCCGAUGGACUGAUUUCAUUUACUUGUGUUCAUUGAUUUCAGUUCAGGAGAAAGUGACGAAGAUAAUGUUUAAUAUUAUGACUUCAAGGAGAGUGAAAUAUAAAGUACUGACUAAAUUAAAAGUGUGACAUUAAUUGUCUUCUAAAAUAAUAAUAAUCAAUAUAAAUUCACCACUCGACAGUGACAAUUAAUUAAUAGUAAUUUGUAAUCAAGUGUAGUAAUUAUAUACAUAUAACUCAACAUGGCGUCCACAAGGUCACAGUCGACGCGGAGUACGAGAAGCAGUAAACCUUUAACAACCCCGACAGAAACGUCCAUGGAAGUUGACGAAGUCGUCAGCGGCCUUCAACAGUUGGCGAGAGGAGCCACAGAUUUUAGCAAAUCCUCACCGACGGAUCAUCAAAAUAAUAAAUUAAAAGAAACCAAGGGAGGAGAUAGCGGGACAACGCCAGGAGACAGUAGUGCCACAACGACAACGACGGCCGACUGUUCUUUCCCAAAUAAUUUACUCGACGCGGCGGCCAGUUCGACAGCAAUGGAGACAGACCCCACUGUAGAGUCCUCCUCUGACUCGAGCAGUUCUGACUCUAGUGAUUCCUCUGACUCUGAAGAUACCUCAGAAACUGAUGAGGAAACUGCAGCAAAAAACAAAUUGCAAGACCAAGAUGAUCUUCAAAUUCUAGAAAAGAUGUUUUUAUACACCAGAGAACAGUCCUAUGACGAAAAGAUGCGUGCUGUCAAUACAAAACUAGAAGAAGUUCACUCGGGUAGGGCCCAGGAAUAUUUGAGACCGUUGGAGCAACUUCAGAAAAACAUGAUGGUGAAAAUAGAAAUAGCGUCCCAACGGAGAAGGUAUCGGAUUAGUAAUGUUAAACAUAAAUCCGAAUCUGAGAAAUUAGCUGCACCUCAGAAUUUAGAAAGUGACACCCAGCUACUUUAUGAUAACAUUAAAUUAGAUUUAGAAGAUAAUAUGCGUAGAUUAGAAGAGGAUCGUCAUAAUGAUUUCUCAUCUGAUUUCUGGUAUGAGGGAAUACUAAAAAAGAAGAAUAAAAAAUCUAUAGACCUUUUUGGGGAGAGGAAGAAAAAGCCCUGCAAUGUCAACGGUCCAUAUAUCGUGUACAUGCUAAGUGACGUAGAUAUUAUGGAAGAUUGGAGCGUAAUUAAAAAGAUCCUUGCAGCUCCCAAGAGAAAAUGCAUUGAUCCUCUUGUUUUUUAACAAAAUGAUUGAUUACUUUGUAGUUAGUGCGUCGUGUAUUUAAAUAUAUCAUUUUAUAUUACAUAUUAAGACUUGUGACAAACAAAUUUAGUUUAUAAGGUUGUAAUUUUUAGGAUAUAAUUUUGAACUUAUUCUUGUAAUAUCACUCAAAAGAUCAUGCUUCCUGUGUACCACACAAUACAUUGAAAUUAAAUUGUGUAUCUGAAAAACUGUACAUGCAUGUAACUGUGUCACCACACAUUCAUUAUUCCUAACUUUUCAGUUUUAGAAUGCAAUGCCUUUAUUUCUGAACUAAUGAGUUUCUAACUCUUUCAGUUCAGUCAUUAUAAUAUCCCGAUUCGACAACUUUCCGUGUAACUUUCAGUGAACUUAAUUAGAGUGCUAAAUAAAGAUAAGACUACGUGAUGGGA